UGGCUACACUUACCGUCAUAUGGUCGUCUGCACCGCGGUUGUUUGUUUACAAAGUUAGUUUCGGAAUUAUCCUCGCAGGAAGGAGAAUAUGAGCAGCGAGUCAACGGAACCCAUAGAAAAUGCUGCUGACAAUGAAAAGCGUCCACAGUUUGGCACACGUUUGCUCAAGGAUGACGCCGAUGUAUAUAAGCACAACGCCUGGGACCACGUGGAAUGGGAUACAGAGCAGGAGGAAGCUGCCCAAGCAGCUGUUGCAAAGAAUUCAACUAUUAAGAUGAGCGAUGAUCAGCGAGAACGUUUUCAAUCGGAUGCGCCGAAGUUUUGGGACUCGUUUUAUGGCAUACACGAUAAUCGCUUCUUCAAAGAUCGCCAUUGGCUCUUCACGGAAUUUCCCGAACUGGCGCCCAUUUCGAACAACGAGCGCUCAGAACCACGCAGCAUCUUUGAAUUGGGUUGUGGCGUGGGCAAUACCAUUUUGCCCAUACUCCAAUACAGUACCGAAACCCAGUUGAGGGUAUAUGGAUGUGACUUUUCGGCACGCGCCAUCGAGAUACUCCGUAGUCAACCGCAAUUCGAUGACAAGCGAUGCGAGGUUUUUGUCAUGGAUGCCACGCAGGAAGAAUGGAAUGUUCCAUUCGAGGAAAAUUCACAGGACAUUAUUGUCAUGAUCUUUGUACUCUCCGCCAUAGAGCCAUCGAAAAUGCAGGGUGUGUUAGAUAAUUGCUAUCGCUACCUUAAGCCAGGCGGUCUGUUAAUGUUUCGGGACUACGGACGCUACGAUUUGGCGCAAUUGCGCUUCAAGAGCGGCAAAUGCCUGGAGGAUAAUUUCUAUGUGCGUGGCGAUGGCACUAUGGUCUAUUUUUUUACGGAACAGGAACUGCGCAGCAUGCAAACCAAGGCUGGACUAGUGGAGGAGCAGCUUAUAGUGGACAGACGGUUACAGGUCAACCGAGGACGUUGUCUGAAGAUGUAUCGUGUUUGGAUACAGACGAAGUUCCGGAAGCCUCUCUUAAAGUCGUAGAAAUCAAUGCCACUCGUUAGUUGAUAUAGUUAGGACUAUAAGAAAAAGUUACUCGUUAGUUCUGAUUCAUUGAGCUUUUGUACUCGUCCUUAAAUGUUGUGCGAGCUUUUUCCCAAAUACACAUAACAGUUAGAAAA
This is a messenger RNA of Drosophila mojavensis, 1158 nucleotides long. It is a transcript of the gene Mettl2, whose product is annotated as methyltransferase-like protein. The record is from RefSeq and is a predicted model, not a curated record. The coding region runs from base 89 to 1021 and encodes 310 amino acids. The transcript is spliced from 2 exons. NCBI's taxonomy places the organism in Eukaryota, Metazoa, Arthropoda, Insecta, Diptera, Drosophilidae. Gene Ontology annotation, molecular function: tRNA (cytidine-N3)-methyltransferase activity.